CCCCGCGGCGCACCACAAGCUCAGAGCCCACGCUGCUAGCUACCAACCACUUGCAGCAGAUCGAUCUCGACCAGGUCGGAGACCCCGCUGCUCAGUUGCAGGCAGCUCUUAGCUACUGGAUGCCUCUUGCCAAUUAGAUAGCUAGGAGCCUAGGACCGAUCGAGUUGUAGGGCCGGCAGGGCCGGGGCAGGCAGUAGCAAGCAUGAUGCACCUGAACCUGAAGCAGCCACUGGCGGUGCUGCCGGGGCACCAGGGCAAUGUCGUCGUCGGCCCGUCGUCGCCGGCGCCGGCGGCGGGCGCCAGGAGGGUCGUCGGGGCGGCGUCCUCCGGCCGGCGGCACGUCAUGCCGAGGAUAAGCUGCAGCGCGACGGAGGAGAUCGGCGGCGCCGUGUCGGCGGCCACCGUGGAGAAGAUGCUGACCGUGAAGGCCACGGUGGAGGCGUCGCCGGCCAUCGGGCGGGUGUACGCCGCCCGCGGCCUCGACGACAUCGGCGACCUCCUCGGCAAGACGCUGCUCCUCGAGCUCGUCAGCUCCGAGCUCGACCCGAAGACGGGCCUGGAGAAGGAGCGUGUGACGGCGUUCGCGCACCGGACGCUGGUGGAGGGCCGGUACGAGGCGGAGUUCCAGGUGCCGGCGUCGUUCGGGCCGGUGGGCGCUGUGCUGGUCGAGAACGAGCACCACAAGGAGACCUUCAUCCGCGAGAUCAGGCUCGUCACCGCCGGCGACCCCAGCUCCGCCGUCACCUUCGACUGCAACUCCUGGGUGCACUCCAAGUUCGACAACCCCGAGAAGCGCAUCUUCUUCACCCUCAAGUCGUUCUUGCCGUCGGAGACGCCCAAGGGCCUGGAGGAGCUGAGGAAGAAGGACCUCGAGGCGCUGCGCGGCGACGGGCGCGGCGAGCGCAAGGCCUUCGAGCGCGUCUACGACUACGACGUGUACAACGACCUCGGCGACCCGGACCGGAACCCCGGCCACCGGCGCCCCGUGCUCGGCGGCAGCGCCGAGUUCCCCUACCCGCGGCGGUGCCGCACCGGCCGCGCCCGGGCCGCGACAGACCCGCGGGCGGAGCGCCGGGACGGCCACAACUACGUGCCCCGCGACGAGUGGUUCUCGGAGGUGAAGCAGCUCACCUUCGGGGCCACCACGCUGCGCUCGGGACUGCACGCACUGCUCCCCAUGCUGCGCCCGAUGCUGACCGAGAAGGAGCUCCGGUUCCCGCACUUCCCCGCCAUCGACGACCUCUACAGCGACGGCCUCCCGCUGCCGCCGGAGACCGGCUUCGACGCCAUCCGCACCGUCGUGCCGCGCAUGGUCAGGAUGGUCGAGGACACCACCGACCACGUCCUCCGCUUCGAGAUCCCCGGCAUGGUGGAGAGGGACCGGUUCUCGUGGUUCAGGGACGAGGAGUUCGCGCGGCAGACGCUGGCGGGGCUCAACCCGCUGUGCAUCCAGCUGCUGACCGAAUUCCCCAUCAGGAGCAAGCUGGACCCGGCGGUGUACGGCCCGGCGGAGUCCGCCAUCACCAGGGAGAUCCUCGAGAAGCAGAUGAGCGGCAACCUCACCGUCGAGGAGGCGCUGGCGGCGAGGCGGCUCUUCAUCCUCGACUACCACGACGUGUUCCUGCCCUACGUGCACAAGGUGCGGGAGCAGCAGGAGGCCACGCUCUACGGCUCCCGCACCGUCUUCUUCCUCACCGACCUGGGCACCCUCAUGCCGCUGGCCAUCGAGCUCACGCGGCCGCAGUCGCCGACCGGGCAGCCGCAGUGGCGGCGGGUGUUCACGCACGGGCCCGACGCCACCGACUCCUGGCUCUGGAAGCUGGCCAAGGCGCACGUGCUCAGCCACGACACCGGCUACCACCAGCUCGUCAGCCACUGGCUGCGCACCCACUGCUGCGUCGAGCCCUACAUCAUCGCCGCCAACCGGCAGCUCAGCCGGCUGCACCCCGUGUACCGGCUCCUGCACCCGCACUUCCGCUACACCAUGGAGAUCAACGCGCUGGCCCGGGAGAGCCUCAUCAACGCCGACGGCAUCAUCGAGCAGGCCUUCUGGCCGGGCAAGUACUCCGUCGAGCUCAGCUCCGUCGCCUACGGCGCCACGUGGCGGUUCGACAUGGAGGCGCUGCCCAACGACCUCGUCCGGCGCGGGCUCGCCGUGCGCAGGGGCGGCGACGGCGGCGAGCUGGAGCUCACCAUCAAGGACUACCCCUACGCCCACGACGGGCUCCUGGUCUGGGACUCCAUCAGGCGGUGGGCGGCGGACUACGUCGCCGUGUACUACGAGUCCGACGAGGCCGUCGCCGGCGACCCCGAGCUGCAGGCGUUCUGGGAGGAGGUGCGCACGGUGGGGCACGCCGACAAGAAGGACGAGCCGUGGUGGCCCGUGCUCGACACCCGCCGCAGCCUGGUUGAGACGCUCACCACCAUCAUGUGGGUCACCUCCGGCCACCACUCCGCCGUCAACUUCGGGCAGUACCACUACGGCGGUUACUUCCCCAACCGCCCCACCACCAUCCGGAAGAAGAUGCCGGUGGAGGAGGGCCGGGACGAGGAGAUGAGGAAGUUCAUGUCGCAGCCGGAGGCGACGCUGCUGGACAUGCUGCCCACGCAGAUGCAGGCCAUCACGGUGAUGACCACGCUGGACAUCCUCUCCGCGCACUCCCCCGACGAGGAGUACAUGGGCGAGCACGCCGAGCCGGCGUGGCUGGCGGAGCCCAGGGUGAAGGCGGCGUUCGAGAAGUUCGCCGGCAGGAUAAAGGAGAUCGAGGGCGUCGUCGACGAGUGCAACAGCAACCCGGAGUUGAGGAACCGCUGCGGCGCCGGGAUCGUGCCGUACGAGCUGCUCAAGCCCUUCUCCAAGCCGGGGGUCACCGGGAGGGGCAUCCCAAACAGCAUCUCCAUCUGAUCGAUGAUCUGAUCGAGCUUCGACGAUCCAGUCCAGGGGGAGAUUGCAUGCAUUGAGAAAUAAAAUGUACCACUACUCUGUGCACGAUAUGACUGUACAAUUACUAUUGAUUAUUGUACAUGAUGUAUCACUGCAAGAGACGUUUUUUAGUUACAAAAUAAAAAAGGAGUAUAUUUGCUAGCAUUUCUGUGGUCUUUGGGCAUUACCAAGAUAAAGGGCCAAAUCAUAACUAGACUUACCAACUUGUAGCAUCUAGUUUGAUGCUAUUUUCCA
Molecule: messenger RNA, 3178 nt
Organism: Panicum virgatum (switchgrass)
Lineage: Eukaryota; Viridiplantae; Streptophyta; Magnoliopsida; Poales; Poaceae
Product: lipoxygenase 2.3, chloroplastic-like
Exons: 4
Coding region: 203-2905 (900 amino acids)
Biological process (GO): lipid oxidation
Molecular function (GO): protein binding; metal ion binding; oxidoreductase activity, acting on single donors with incorporation of molecular oxygen, incorporation of two atoms of oxygen
Source: RefSeq, a predicted model, not a curated record